AUGAAAAAAAGUAAAUUCCCUAUGAGGAAAUAUUUCAGCAUAGUCAACCUUUACGAUGUGAUUGGAUGUAACAGCAUUUCUUCUGUUGACAAAUGCAAAAGAAGUAGUAAAAUAAUUUUUAAAAAAUAUUAUAGUAGUAGCUUCAAUAUUUUUGAUAAGAUAAAAGAUGUUAGUGGUAACAAUACAAAUGAGAAUGAAGAGGAUAUAGAUUUAAAAAAAAGAAAACCAUCUAAAAAAGUAUUAAAACUAGUUGAUGAAAUUUUGAAUUUAACUUUAAUAGAAGCAGCAGAUCUUUGUGAUAUUUGUCAAGAAAAGUUAGAGGGCAAUAAAAAUUUUAAUAAUUCUUAUCUUGUUCAUAGAAAUCCAUUUCCACACCCUUCUAAUUUUUUUGGAGCAACACAUUUUCCCCCUUUAAAUAAUAGCCAAAUAAAUAUGAAUAAUAAUAAUAAUAAUAAUAAUAACAACAGUAGUGUCUAUACGGGAAGUAACAGUGAACAUAUGAAUAUGGAUACUACAAAACUGGAAAAAGAUCCAACAGGAGGGACAAAAAAAGAAGAAAAAAAAAAGACAAAAAGCACAUUCAACAUUAAGCUUGAGCAGUUCGAUGUUAAAAAUAAGAUUAACACAAUUAAAGAGAUACGAAAAAUUACCAACGUCGGAUUGAAGGAAGCGAAGGACAUGGUUGAAAGCGCCCCCUUCUACAUCCAGAAGAGUGAGUUACCAUUGCGUUGUUCAGCUUAUCAUCGUUCUGCAUCGCUUUGCUUCAUAUCAUUCUGCUUUGCUUUUCAUCAAAAAGCAGAGGAAAUGAAAAAGAGGUUUGAAGAAUUGGGUGCAACAAUUAUUUUAGAUUAA
Plasmodium malariae is the source of this 852-nucleotide messenger RNA. Its product is annotated as mitochondrial ribosomal protein L12 precursor, putative. The coding region runs from base 1 to 852 and encodes 283 amino acids. The transcript is spliced from 2 exons. Gene Ontology annotation, molecular function: structural constituent of ribosome. The record is from RefSeq and is a predicted model, not a curated record. NCBI's taxonomy places the organism in Eukaryota, Apicomplexa, Aconoidasida, Haemosporida, Plasmodiidae. Gene Ontology annotation, biological process: translation. Gene Ontology annotation, cellular component: ribosome.